CGGCUUCUCAAUCGCAGUUGCACGCAGGGGUGUGCACUGCAGCACUUACGUCUCCCAGCUUUGCACAUCUAUCUCGAUAUUUAUCUCAGUAAUUGCGAUUCACCUAGGAUUCAUCUUUGUCCUCGACGACCAACUACUGAACUUGUUGUUUACGCGCUAUGUGGUGGGGAGGCGCGGGCUCGUCGUUGGACCCAGUCCUUCUCCUGUUUUGUGGACUAUCGACACUGCUUUCGACGGUGGUAGGCGCUGCUAGCGUCUACUACCAGUUGAAGAAUUACAGGAAGCCGCAUCUGCAGCGGCAGGUGAUCAGGAUCAUGGUCAUGGUCCCCGUGUAUGCCAUCUCCAGCCUGAUCUCGCUCUUCUCCCUCGAGGCAGCAUUCUUCAUUGAUGCUUUCCGAGAUAUCUAUGAGGCAUACGUCAUCUACUGUUUCUUCCACCUGCUUCUUGCCUACCUUGGUGGCGAUCGCGCUUUGCUCAUUAUGCUGCACGGCCGACCACCCAAAACGUAUCUGCCUCCCAUGAAUCUCUUCAAACGCGAGUGCGACGUCAGCGAUCCGUUCGUCUUCCUGGGGUUGAGGAGGGGUAUCUUUCAAUAUGUGCAAGUCAAACCUCUUCUUGCUGUGGCUACUAUGAUACUUAAAGCGACGAACACGUAUCACGAGGGCACGUUCAAGUUUAACGAUGGGUACUUGUAUGUCUCGGUAAUCUACAACACGUCUAUCUGCAUCAGUUUGUAUUGCUUGGCCAUGUUCUGGAAGGUGGUGAGUCAUGAUAUCCAGCCAUUCCGCCCAGUCCCCAAAUUUCUCUGUGUCAAGGGCAUCAUCUUCUUCUCAUUCUGGCAGUCUAUCUUCAUUUCCAUUCUCGUCUCAGCGGGGGCGAUCCCGCGCAUGGGUCCCUAUACCGAUCAAGAGCACAUCUCUAUCGGGUUGAACGACAUGCUCAUCUGUUUCGAGAUGCCCUUCUUCGCCUUCGCUCACUGGUACGCGUUCAACUACCACGACUAUAUCGACGACUCUGUGCGGCUCGUUGCAAGAAUGCCAUUCAUGUAUGCGUUCAGGGACGCGUUCGGUGUCAAGGACGUUAUGGAAGAUGCGAAAGCGACUAUGCAGGGCGGGGGGAGCUACCGAUACUACGAGCCUGCGGAGGGGGGGAUGCACCAGGGCAGCGGGCGAGAACGCCGUAUCCGUGCGGGGCUGCGAUAUGCCCAAGGAGGGAAGAAGAAGUAUUGGAUCCCUGUGCCACGGAGCGAAGGGUCUGCUACCACCGGACCGGUAAACGCGAUCAACAAGCGCUGGGAGGAGCGAGGGCGUGACCAAGAGGCAUAUGCGCCGCUCAUGGCUGAGCAGGAAGCGCGUGUCGUCCACGCAGACAAUGGCGAGUUGGCGCAGGACGGCUAUGCGGAAGACGAGUUCGACCGACUUUCGCUGGACUUCGAUCUUCCCUCUCGGACAGAAGAAGACGAGCAAGAGCUGUUGUAUGCCAAAGCCCGAUUGCUCGAGUUUGGCGACGGCAACUAUCCGGUAAUUGACUGCUCUGACGAGGCGGCAAAACGGUGGAUGCACCAAGUUGAGCAAGGGAUCGUCAGCGGGCGGAUGAGCGCCGUUGGCCGAGGAGUCAGGGAAAGGGUCAGGCUGCUGAGUGACCCUACCGCAAGUGCUGGCGCCUUAUCGGGCUACGGGGCGCUCCCCGGGUCCCCCAGUCCUGGGCGGGUGGAACGUAGUCUGUCCACAGACGGGCAGGUGAAGGGGAAGGGGAAGGACGUAGAGCGGGAGAGCGUGUACGGCGCUUGGGCCGAACAGGCACCAGCUGUCUCCCCCCGCCCUGUGCCGCCAAUAGCAGACCGUUCGGCUUCGAGGCGUUCUUCACCAGCUGCCUUCCCCGCUCCCGGUGGGGUGAUAGACCUCGCACCUCCCGCGCCGGAUAUGGACACGGACGGCCUCCGCCUACAUCUCUCAAGACGGCACCCUGUACCCGUGCCUACAUACACGUCGGCCGGGACCGCACCGCCGGGAAGGGGGACGAGCCUAUCUCCACCCCAGCACCCUGAGCGCACACGGUCGCCCCUUGUACCUGCGAGCGGCCGUCCUUCUAGUAGGAGCACUACCCCCCUCACACGGGGGAAGUCACUACCGUCGGACGCAGUAGACCUGCUUAUCGAGGAUGCUAUGGCUACGGACCUUCCCCCUCCGACAAGGAACGCCGACCCGGUGUAUAGCGGCAUACGAGUAGGAAGCAGGGAUCAGCGUGCCGAGCAACAAGGGAGGCGAGCUACCCAGCCCAGCCCGGAGGUACGCCCACGCGAGCCACCACGGAGCGUCUUGGAGCACAGAUAUGGGGAGGAGCCCGAGAACCCAUGGGCUUGAUACUCAGUGUUGAAGGGAGAUGUACGACUGCGAGAGACCAAGAAGAGGGGGAUUAGAUGUAGUUUUAUGAUUUGGCUUGUUUACGCAUUUG
Molecule: messenger RNA, 2454 nt
Organism: Dacryopinax primogenitus
Lineage: Eukaryota; Fungi; Basidiomycota; Dacrymycetes; Dacrymycetales; Dacrymycetaceae
Product: DUF300-domain-containing protein
Exons: 5
Coding region: 159-2363 (734 amino acids)
Biological process (GO): transport
Molecular function (GO): transporter activity
Source: RefSeq, a predicted model, not a curated record